AUGGACAAGUUGUAAGCAUUCCGGAUAGAGGAACCGGUCUUGCUGUGUGGCCGACUGACCGCCUGAGCACUCCCUACAGCAACUCGUUCGCGUCCCAAGGUACAGUUUGCCCGUCCGCGCGGGCUCAACCAUCUCCGCGCUUGCUCCGCUCAGCACGACCGACGUAACUGGUAACUCAUCCGCACCGUCUCAUUUCCACAGCCAAGGCCAAGGCCGAACAGGGCCGAGUUGCAGCACUAAACAAGAUAGAUCAACAACGCCACAAGCCCCCCUCAUCGGCCCGAGGAUCGGCGUCCGGUGCAGGUACAGGUGCAGGCUCCAGCGAUUCCCCACCUCCGACCCCACCCAAUCGAUCUCGCGCUUCGAGUUCCGCCUCACCCCUCUAUCCACAACACGGUCCAACUUCGUCGUCUCAAGUCUUUGUAGGAAUCAACGAUACGGACAAAAGUGCCUUCUUCUCCCUGCUCGACGAGUACUUUGCCGCUCGACCACAGUACAAGGUGCUGUUCAACACCCAGGCCGCCCCACUUGCCGCCGCUGCCAUCGCGGGACACCACAAUGCGCUAACAAGUGCAUCCACACCAGCACCACCGUCGAGGGCAGCCGCGCCACCGAAACCACCACCGAGAGCGACACCGGCACCGAAAGGAUUGGGCACAGCGACCGCCUUGUUCGAUUUCGAUGCUGGCGAGGCCGAGGACUUGGGCUUCAAAGAGGGGCAACAGAUUACCAUUCUCGAACAUAGUCAGGUCACCCCUACGUGAUUAGCAGCAUCACGGCAUGGAAAGCUAAUCUUUUCCUGCUUGUUUUAUUUGCGCGCAGUCUCGGACGAAUGGAUAAGAGGCGAAUUGAAUGGCCAGACGGGAAUAUUCCCCAAGGUUUAUGUACAACUCGAUUGA
Microbotryum saponariae is the source of this 899-nucleotide messenger RNA. The record is from the annotation of a GenBank genome assembly. Lineage: Eukaryota; Fungi; Basidiomycota; Microbotryomycetes; Microbotryales; Microbotryaceae.